ACGCGCCUGAAAUCUCAACUUUCUUUUCUUCCCUCCCCUUCCCCACAAGCAAUUAAGGCACUGAAAGCAGCAAUCAUGAAAUACGUGCUCGUGUCUGGCGGCGUCAUCAGCGGCGUGGGGAAGCACGUCUCGUCGAUCAAGGUCGACCCAUAUCUCAAUGUCGAUGCGGGGACUAUGAAUCCCAAGGAGCAUGGUGAAGUCUUUGUCCUCUCCGAUGGCGGUGAAGUCGAUCUCGAUCUCGGAAAUUACGAGCGCUAUCUGAACAUUACCCUGACACGCGAUAACAAUAUCACCACUGGCAAGAUUUACCAGCACGUCAUUGAGCGCGAGCGCAAGGGCGACUAUCUGGGUAAAACCGUACAAGUCGUCCCCCAUAUCACGGAUGCCAUUCAGGAAUGGAUCCAGAGGGUCUCGCGCAUUCCCGUCGAUGACUCGGGCGAGGAGCCCGACGUCUGUAUAAUUGAACUGGGUGGUACUGUUGGUGAUAUUGAGAGCAUGCCCUUUGUCGAGGCUAUGAGCCAGCUGAGGAGACGUGCGGGCAAGAACAACUUUAUGCAGAUCCACGUUUCGUACGUGCCUGUUAUUCACGGAGAGCAAAAGACGAAGCCUACGCAACAGGCAAUCAAGGCAGUGAGGAGUAAUGGUCUGAUUCCAGAUUUGAUUGCCUGCCGUUGUGAACGCGAACUCGAUGCCUCCGCUGUGGAGAAAAUUGCCCAUUUCUGCCAGGUUGAAAACGAGCAGGUCCUUGUUGUCAGGGACAUGCCAUCAAUCUACCAAGUUCCCAUGCUCCUCGAGCAGCAAAAACUGAUUCCCAUGGUUCGCCAAUUCCUUGCUCUUGAACAAGUCACCAUAUCUCCUCAGAUGUUGCAAAAGGGCAACCACACCUGGGCACAAUGGCAGUCGCUUACCGGUCAUGACACGCGAUAUCACGACCCUAUAACCAUUGCCCUGGUUGGAAAGUACGUCGAGCUUCAAGACUCAUAUCUUUCCGUCAUCAAGGCGUUGGAACACGCCACGAUGCGGUGCAGGAAGAAGCUCGAUAUUCGGUGGGUUGACUCUGAUCAUCUAGAGCCAAAAUGUCAACAAUCAGACCCCGCCAAGUUUCACAAUGCAUGGCACGAGGUUGUCAAAGCCUCAGGUAUUCUUGUCCCAGGAGGCUUUGGUCAGCGUGCCACCGAGGGUAUGAUUGCAGCAGCCACGUGGGCGCGCGAGAACAAAAAGCCCUACCUUGGCGUCUGCCUUGGUAUGCAGAUCGCCGUCAUCGAAUAUGCCCGCAAUGUCUGUGGCAUCAAGGACGCUACCUCGGAGGAGUUCAACGGCGAGGCUCAGAACAAGCUCAUCAUGUUCAUGCCAGAGGUUGACAAGACAACCAUGGGUGCAUCCAUGCGUCUGGGUCUUCGACCAACGUUGUUCCAGCCUGGCAGUGAGUGGUCUCGUCUUCGCGCUCUAUAUGCUGGUAAGAGCGAGAUUCUGGAACGACACCGUCACCGCUAUGAAGUCAACCCGGAUUACAUCGACACCCUUGAGAAGGGCGGCCUGAGUUUUGUUGGCAAGGACGAAGCUGGUGUCCGUAUGGAGGUCAUUGAAAUCAAGGACCACCCUUGGUUCGUCGGUGUCCAGUUUCACCCAGAAUACCUUUCCCGUGUCCUGGAUCCAAGCAGGCCCUACCUGGGUUUCGUUGCGGCCAGUGCGGGCAUGCUGGAAGAAAUCACACGCGAUUACCAGAACGGCCCCGAGACUGAUGGUAUCACAAACGGUGUAAAUGGCCUCAAGGUCAGCAAUGUUUAGGUGGAGCAUUGCAGCCGGAAAGACCAGAUCAAUUAGUCAUAUCACUGGGAAAUCGGGAAGUCAGACGGCGGUCAAUGCAUCUGAUGGUGCCAGGUCCGCUCCUCUGCAUAGGCAAACGACAAUUUAAAGGGGCAAUUCUUCUUCAUGUUUUGGAGUUAACGGACCAUGGAUUUUGACGUUCAUUUUGACGGGGUUGGAUAGGAUAGUUUUUGUGGUCACAGGAAGGCAACCUCUGAGACUUGUAAGAAGAAAAAAGACAUGCAUGAUACCUAGAAGAAAGUAGCUUCAUAUCAGUAGAUGAUGACACAACGAAGGAAUGAAUGAGUGGCCUAGAAGAUUUCAUCUUUGGCUAGGAAC
Molecule: messenger RNA, 2145 nt
Organism: Bipolaris maydis ATCC 48331
Lineage: Eukaryota; Fungi; Ascomycota; Dothideomycetes; Pleosporales; Pleosporaceae
Source: RefSeq, a predicted model, not a curated record